AGGUUAUAAUCAUUGUUGCAGUUGAGUUAGUAGAGUUUUAUUCCUACAAUCCUACAUUUUUCCUUCAGCCUGUGGUUUUAGUCGUUUAAUUUUACAUUAUCCAAUUGAAACCAAAGUAUUCAUCUCAGUUCCACCGUUUUAUGACUAUUUGUGUCGCGUUUUCUUGAUUUUCUACUUUCAAGCCCCGUCUACAAAACACAAUUUAUCAGAUGACAUUGAUACCAAAUAUCUAGAUAGAACAUGGUGAGCACACCUGGGCGGAAACAAGGCAAAAAUGGAAGGAACUUGAAAGCGAUUCGUCUUGAAAAGCGGCGCAGGUGUGAGAAAUAUCUCAAGGAAUUGCUGGCAAAAAAGGGGAAACGUGAGUAUACAUUGCACCCAAAAACACCUCAAGAAUAUGAGUAUGAAUAUGAGCCUGACCUUCCGUGCUCAGCUUGGCAAGACUACUUAAACUGUUUCUAUGAAGAGAGUGAAUCCGACCAAAGUAUUAAAAAUCACAUCGAUGAGAAGAGUAAUGAAACUACAGUUUCAAAAUCACAAGACUUUGAUACCCCUGCAAAGGUAAAGUACAAUCAAUACGAAAAAUUGUUAGUAGCUGACAAUGGGGUCAAAAUCAAAGAAGAAAAGCUUGAUUGUGUAAAGUUGAGUCCAAAUAUCCCUGAAGAUACCUCAGAGAUAGAAGAAACUGAUUUUGAAUGGAGCGAUAGUGAAAUUAACAACUUAUUCACUACUGUAAAGCAAAUUGAUGAAAGUGACUCUAAAGAGGAAGAUGAAGAAGAUGAUGAAGAUCCGAUAAUGGAAGAGGAUCUUGCAUUCAAUUUUAAACACUCGAAACGGAAAAAAUUUGAGUACAGAUCUUAUCUCUCACCGUUUGAGGUGAAAUUUGUCUUAAAUGAGACAGCGAAUCCAAAAAAAUCAUGUCGUACUGAUCUGAGGAGUAAUAAUCUUGGAGUUGAAUGCAAGAGCUACUAUCAGAAGCAUCGACGAAAAAAGAAUCUUGGCCCACGACCUUUUCAGUGCUCCUUGUGUGGUGCCAGAUUCAUGACAAAGAGUAACCUGAAGGCACACAGCGAAAUUGUCCACUCGGAAGAGAGGAAUCAUGAGUGUGAAGACUGUGGUUUAAAGUUUAAGACCAAAUAUCAUCUCAAAACACAUUGUAUGAAUAUUCACAGAAAAUAUAAAUCUCUGACCGCUGCAACCAAUGAGAACCGCUACCCUAAAAGAGAGCGAAUGAAGGUCUCAGAAAAACUCAGCUUAACCUGUUCUUUGUGUGGUGUGGUUUUGAAUAAUCGAAGACUGCUCAAUAUGCACAUGGUUGUUGCUCAUACUAAAAAGUGCCCAAAAAAUUCAAAUAUGAAAAGUCAUCAAUCUACUGGGAAACCAAAUUCAAGUCGUAGGGCUUACAAUUUGCGCGAAACGGUUGAUUACAAUCAGCCUGUGAAAAGAAUUGUGAGACGACCACCCUCGCCUUCUGAAGAAAUUAGAAUCUUCGACUGCAAUGACUGCUCCGCUUUUUACAGUAGUAAGUGCCUUUUGAAAAAUCAUAUACUGGAAAAUCACUUGUUUUAUCACUGCGAAGUCUUUAAUUGUGGCCUUGUGUUCAAAAAGAAAGCUAAUCUACAACGCCAUAAUCACCGUGUUCACUCAAAAAUAACUCUAAAUGAGAAAGUGGCCCGCAAGAAAAUGAAAAAGAAGAACUUUCAUCAUCGUCGGGGACGACCGAAAUCUAGCACCACAGCCUCUGCUCCUAAGUUUGAGUGUGAUUAUUGUAAAGUUAAAUUUGCCUAUAAAAAAGUUCUUUUGCGGCAUAUUCUUCAAUAUCACCCUUCAGAAUCGGAGAGCAACAAUUCGAAUGUUUCUUAUACCUCAAAUUUUACUCCCAAAAUCAAACGGCAAACCCCUGGUCGGCCACUCGAUCCCACCAUUUCUCAAAGAAGGCACAAGUGCAACAAGUGUCCCAUGGCUUUCAAAACUCGCUCUCAUUUGCAAGCCCAUGACCUGCAAAGGCACUCUGAAGAACGAAGGUUUGUUUGUCCUUUUUGCAACGCUAAAUUCAAAAUGAAUGGGAUUCUCAAAACUCAUAUGCUUCGUCUGCAUGGCUCCUAAGUAUUUUUUUGUAUAUAUCUAGUAAAAUUAUUUUAGUCGAAUUUUAUUUUACACAGCUGAGUUUCUCUGUUUUUUAUUUUGUACUUUUUAAGUGAUUUAAUUCUUUUAUAUUACCGUAUCCUACAUAAAUCAUUCUGAGUAUUACGUAAUCUACACUUAUCCUACUUUUAUCAGACAAAGAUCUAAACAUCUGCAAAAGGAAAUACUACCGAGUUGAAGAGAGUCAAACAAGGAGAAAAUAGAAUUGCCUGUAAAGUUUCUUGAAUUAAGCUCUAGAUUUUCAUGGAAAUUUCCACACACUCCUACAUGUUUGUAAUGAGCACUGCAAGCAAUUUUUUAGUUUUUUUUCGGUCCAUUCGUCUUUUCUGUUUUUUCUUUUUUUAUGUGUGUGUGAAUGCUCAGGUUCAGUAACCAAAGGAAAUAAUGGAGAACAUAUAGUGGAUCCUACUUCUUUGAUGAAUCGACUUCUUUGACUUUAUUUGGCUCUCUAAAUUAAAAUUACCACUGUUCUCCUCCAAAAAGAGGCUCCUCUCCAGGGGGAAAGAUGAAAAUUUCAAAGAAUAUCCAUUCUUACCAAGUUUUGUGAAAGUAAUCUUAUCUUCCUAUCUUGAUUUUUCACCCAAGUAGGAAAAGUUGCCUUUAAAAUGGAAGAGGAACUCGAUUCUCUCUCUGUUCAGAUACAAUUUCUUUUUUAACUUUUUAUUAAUUGACAGAUUUUUUUUUUUUUUUUUAUCAUGCCUAUUAAGGCUCAAACAUUUACGAAAAAUCUGUUGUCCAGAAGCACUCGGAUCACCCAGAACGCAAGGUCUCUUAAUAGUUUCUUACAAACCAUGACUGCUAACAAAAAAUCAGUUUUAUGUUUGUCCAUAUAAGUUGUGUUGCAUGCUUUUUUGCGAGGUGUAAUAUACUCUGGUCAUGCGUGGAGCUGGUUCCUUUAAAAGAUGAAUAAGUAUCAGUCAUCAGGGUUUCUCCCAUGAAUUUUGCAAGAAACUUAGUGGUGCCAGUAAUUCAAUUCACUAACCACUUCCUAAAUCACAAAAAAAGCCAUCAAGUUCACUGUUUGGUAGCCCCAGACUAAAUUACUGUGUUCAAGUUUAUCUUAAUAAUGAACAUAAUCAUUCAUGCAGACUAUAGGAAAGACAAAUGGAGAAAGGACCCAGUACAUGAGCCAGAUUACCAUGUUGCAUGAUGAAAUAGUUCAGGUUUUACAAUGAGCAACUCUUAAAAUUUUCCUGUAAAGUGAUUCUGCUGCACUGAUCAAGAGUGUAGAAAAUGCCUGAGCGCAUAAACUGAGGCUGGGGCGUGAUUUUUUUUUUCAUUUUUUCUAUGGAUUUUUUUUAUAAAUAAGUGGAAAAACUGGGAAACGUGUUACUUUUUGAAGUAUUUGGUGCAAUAUGUGCUUUUGAUCUUUUUUGCAGAAUAAUACAAUUUUGAAACUGAGAUCGUGAUUAAUUUAUGACCUAAAGAACUUUCUGCAUCCUUAAAUUUGAUCAGCAACAAGUGAGGAGGACAUGAUGUUUUAUGAAAGUGAACUCUCUUACUUACUUUAAUAUUUCGGUAUUAAAUCCACUCUCAGUGGCUCUAUUGAGCUCUCAAGUGCACCUUAUUUUUACUGUCUUUCGACGUAACAUUAUUUUUACUAGCUAAUUGAAAAUAAUAUUUCUUGCAAAAAUUUUUAAAGGGUAGAUUGGUUGAUCCUCCGAAAUUUUGACACUUCAUACAGCUUACUCUCAAUAUCCGUUUUUCUAAUAGGUUUAGUAAGUAAGUCGUCUUCAUAAAAGUUCCUUGAUCAUGAAUUUUAUCAAUCUAUGAAAAGAAUUUAAACUCAUGUUUUAUUUUAAGUACUUCAACUUUUAACAAAAUUUUAAGCAAUCAAAAAUUUACUUAUAGCCCUAACUGUAAAUAUUUCUCAAGACACUGAAAUGUUAGAAGCUAUUCAGCUGUUCCUCGAAUUUGUAGAAGAUUGUAAACUUGUGGGUAGUUCGAUGAGUACUGUAAAAGUUUGUUUUGUCGGACUACGGUCAAAGCAAAAAUAUGUUUAAGGCUUGCUACUAUUGCAUAUUGUCACUUGCACAUUGGUCCAUGUUAAAAACAGUAAGGCAAACGCUGUUCAUAAUUUCGAUCAACUUAAAAUUCUGCUGAGCCAAAAAAUAAUUUUAGAACGCCAUCUCAAAGUUUAUUAAAAUUUAAUAUUCAAUCUAAGGCAAAGUGGCAAAGGCAUGGCGCUAUCAUCAAGUAUCUGUUAAUUUCAUAACGUAAAACCAUGAUCAUUUUGGUAAACAUUUUUCCUCAAAUUUUUUUCGAUCAUAAUUUCAACACAUGAGGCAUUGAAAAUUUUAAAAGAAUGUUUUCCUGCCUAAGUCAUGUCUAUUUCUCAGUACCUUGACAUUUUUUUGUAACAAGUUUUUACCAUCUACCUACAAGUAAAGGACAAGGCCCCUCAAAUUGUAGAUAGGAUAAGUCAACCAUCUAGAUGUGUUCAAAAGACGGAAAUACCUAUGUAUGAAAUAAUAAUCGUGACUGAAUUAUUCCGUUCACCGAUUUUCUCUUAAUCAUCGCUUUUUUAACCCUGUUAAAACUUGCCAAUCAAGGAAGCCGUGAAGGAGUGGAGCAACUGUAUUUUACUUACUUCCAUAAUAUCUUACAACUCCUCUAGGAUUCUUUUUGUCUCCGAUCUCUGCUCUCUCGCUCUGCCUUAAUCAUUUCUCUUUUUUUUUUUUUUACAUCGGAUGUAUUUUUAAGUAAGAACGGGAUUGAAAAUAAAAAGGUUUUUUGGUUUUUCAAAUCAUAAGUUUGUUGAAAUAUAUUAUUUUUAUUUUCAUU
Molecule: messenger RNA, 4929 nt
Organism: Bemisia tabaci
Lineage: Eukaryota; Metazoa; Arthropoda; Insecta; Hemiptera; Aleyrodidae
Source: RefSeq, a predicted model, not a curated record